Molecule: messenger RNA, 6151 nt
Organism: Seriola aureovittata
Lineage: Eukaryota; Metazoa; Chordata; Actinopteri; Carangiformes; Carangidae
Gene: esr1
Product: estrogen receptor 1
Exons: 9
Coding region: 2197-4092 (631 amino acids)
Biological process (GO): regulation of DNA-templated transcription; steroid hormone receptor signaling pathway
Cellular component (GO): nucleus
Molecular function (GO): steroid binding; DNA-binding transcription factor activity; nuclear estrogen receptor activity
Source: RefSeq, a predicted model, not a curated record
CUCAAUUGUGCAACAAUAUUGCAUUUACAUACAUAUGAACCUGAAUAUUUUGAACCAGCUAAAAUUUGCAUCUGUACACACGCAAAACAAUCAACCAUUAGGUUCAGCCAGUGUGGAAUUUUAAUGACUUUAAUGACAGUUGUUGUUGUUACCUGUUGACCUUUGGGGUCAGGUUGGGCCUAGAAAAACAGCCAACAAAACAGCUGGAAUUGCUGCAACAUGUGUAUUACAAUUCUGGAUGAGCUGGUGAAAUUGAACAGCAUCAUUUAGGCUGCUGAGAUAAUUUGUAGUCUAUAAUGAAAAUGAAGUCAAUUACUGCAUGAAGCAUUCUAUCUUGAGCCAUUUAGGUGAUUUAGCUGUUGAAUGUGUCACCCUUCAUUUUCCUAUUUUCUAAUGUAACAAUGUCUUCAUUUUAUUCCAGGGGAAAUGCAAAAAAAUAUAUAUAUCAUCAUCAGGGCUACUUGUUUUCCACUUGACCUGACAUGUCCUGAAAAUUGGGCUGUUUACUCAAGGAAGAUGUUGCACAGAGAGGGGGAAAUGAUGCCUUUGUGCCAAGUUUUUCCUCUGCGGUGGUCGUCAGUAGUUCUUUGUGAUCAUCUUUCUGAACAUGAAUUUCUUGCAUGCUUCAAAAUGCAUCUCAGCUGACAGUAUCACAUGGAAAUUAAUAGAUUUUAAUUCAAGUGCCCCAAAUCAUUUUUUUGAUAUCUAUCCUUUGAUCUGAAAUUUGUAAUCUGAUUUAAUUUUUAGCAGCUGUGUAUAUUAAAUAUUUACUAUUAUUUCUAAAUUUGAUUUUUAUCUACCUUUGUGGUUCCAUUUUACACCUGCUAUGAAUACGUGAAAAUAAUCCCUACAUGUAUACAUGUAGGGAUUAUCUGUUAUAGAAAGCGUUUCAGCUCACAAGGUUGUUUUUUUACCUUGACGCCUGGUCCCAAAACAUGCAAGGACUAAAAGGUUCCCUGAAAAUCACAAACGUGCAACUUGCUGUAAACAAAAAAAACAUUGAUUCCUUUAAAACUUAAUUUGCAUACAUGCUCUGCACAUUUGCUUGUUUAUAUAUAGUGUUCUAUUUCAUCCUUGACUUGACCUGAUAAAGUAAUGUUUAACUGGUCCAUAUUGUGGUCCUCUAAUAUAUAUCCACCGUUUAAUGAAAUAGCAGGAAAGUAUGGUUUUCUUUUUUUUAUUUCUGUAAAUUUCUUUAUAAGGUUCAUCAAACAAUAACAUUUAAACCAUAUAAAGUCUGAUUAAAAUAACCAAAUAUUUUUUGGGAUUCAUUGUGAACUUAUUGACUGUCAGAAUGAGAUUUGACCUCCUGCUCUGUUUGCUGUGUUAUGGUGACCUGGCACUUUAACACACGUAUUUAUCGAUUUGGCUGCAUCUUUAAUUUGUUUAUCCUUUUUUAAACCUUUCCACUGUUCCCAUUGUGUCCAAUGAGCCCAGCUAGAUGUCUGAGAGUUGGAGAGAUGAGAAAGGCAAGCAGAGAGGGAGAGACAAGAGUUAAACAGUCCCAGUGUUGCACAGCAGAUUUGAGGAUGUUUCAUGUGUAAGAGGUGAGUAUGUAUAACGGUAGAAUUUGUUUUCUUUUAGCUCCUGUUGUUUAAAACCCCUCUCCUAAUGUUUCUCAGUGAUUUGAUUCACUGCAGAGUCUUAGGUGUGUUCAAGAAACCGGCUACAAAUAGAUUGGUCAUACGUCAUCCUGGUGAUGUGCAGACUGUGAGCUAAACAAACAGCAAAUGUUCAGAGAGAGAUGCACAGGUAGUAGACAAAUGUUUUAGGAAAACAUUUUAUAGUGCUGUGGGAAGUUUUCUGGGAAUCACAUUUUCUCUAUCUAUCUUCUCUUUCUUCCCCUCGCCUUACCUCCUUCCUACAUAUUAGUGAAGAUGUAUUACAGGAAAAGAGGGAAAGGCUCUGUUGACAAAAAAAAAACCUGAGUGAGGUUGGGAGGAGUCUUUUUGGAUGUCUUUUUUUUUUUUUUGCAGCUUGGUGGGCGUAAGCUCAAGGCAUACAGUGGAAAAGGGACUGGAAGAAUAGUGAACCCCUGAAGUUGCCUGACAGGCUUUAUUGGAAAAAAAAAGGAAAGACAGAGAGAGUGAGGAAAGAGUAAAGAGAGAGGGAGAGCAGCACUCGUCUCCACUCCCCCUCCCAGCAAAUGGUAGAGCAAGUCUAAAUCAUGUUGCUUAUCAGUGCUGUUGUGCUGUGAUGUUGCUCAGGCAGAGCCCAGGACAGAACAGGCAGCCUUCUGGAUCAGUACUCAGACCCAGGAUCAGUCCAGCCUUCUCAAAGCUGGAGACCCUCUCCCCACCACGUCUCUCGCCUCCGCCGCAUGUCCCCCUCAGUGACAUGUACCCUGAAGAGAGCCGGGGUUCUGGAGGGGUAGCCACUGUGGACUUCCUGGAAGGGACGUACGACUAUGCUGCCCCCACCCCUGCUCCGACUCCUCUCUACAGCCACUCCACCACUGGCUACUACUCUGCUCCUCUGGAUGCCCACGGACCACCCCCUGAUGGCAGUCUUCAGUCCUUGGGCAGCGGGCCUACCAGUCCAAUUGUGUUUGUGCCCUCCAGUCCACGACUCAGCCCCAUUAUGCACCCGCCCAGCCACCACUAUCUGGAAACCACCUCAACACCCGUCUACAGGCUUUGUUAUAGGUCCAGUCAGCAGCCAGCAUCCAGAGAGGACCAUUGUGGCACCAGUGACGAGUCAUACAGUGUGGGGGAGUCAGGUGCUGGGUCUGGGGCCGGGCUGUUUGAGAUGGCUAAAGAGACAUGCUUCUGUGCCGUGUGCAGUGACUAUGCCUCUGGGUACCACUACGGGGUGUGGUCCUGUGAGGGCUGUAAGGCCUUCUUCAAGAGAAGCAUCCAGGGUCACAAUGACUAUAUGUGCCCAGCAACCAAUCAGUGUACUAUUGACAGGAAUCGGAGGAAGAGCUGCCAGGCUUGCCGUCUUAGGAAGUGUUACGAAGUAGGCAUGAUGAAAGGAGGUAUGCGUAAGGACCGCAGCCGUGUUCUGCGGCCUGACAAACGACGGACUGGCACCAGUGACAAAGAUAAGGCCUCUAAGGACCAAGAGCACAGAAGGGUGCAUCUCCAGGAAGGGAGGAAACACAGCAGCAGCAGUACUGGAGGAGGAAAAUCAUCAGUCACUGGCACACCACCGGACCAGGUGCUUCUGCUGCUCCAGGGUGCCGAGCCCCCAAUACUGUGCUCCCAUCAGAAGCUGAGCAGACCCUACACCGAGGUCACCAUAAUGACCCUGCUCACCAGCAUGGCUGACAAGGAGCUGGUCCACAUGAUCACCUGGGCCAAGAAGCUUCCAGGUUUCCUGCAGCUGUCCCUCCAUGAUCAGGUGCAGCUGCUGGAGAGUUCGUGGUUGGAGGUGCUGAUGAUUGGGCUUAUCUGGAGGUCCAUUCACUGCCCUGGGAAACUCAUCUUUGCACAGGACCUCAUACUGGACAGGAACGAAGGCGACUGUGUUGAGGGCAUGGCUGAGAUCUUUGACAUGCUGCUGGCUACAGCUUCCCGCUUCCGCAUGCUCAAACUCAAACCUGAGGAGUUUGUCUGUCUCAAAGCUAUCAUCUUGCUAAACUCUGGUUCUUUCUCUUUCUGCACUGGUACAAUGGAGCCACUACAUGACGGCACGGCAGUACAGGACAUGCUGGACACUAUCACAGACGCUCUCAUACAUCAUAUCAGCCAAUCAGGAUGCUCUGUUCAGCAGCAGUCCAGACGACAGGCCCAGCUGCUCCUCCUGCUCUCCCACAUCAGGCACAUGAGCAACAAAGGCAUGGAGCACCUCUACAGCAUGAAGUGCAAGAACAAAGUGCCUCUGUACGACCUGCUGCUGGAGAUGCUGGAUGCUCACCGCCUCAACCGUCCUGAAAAACCAGCUCAGUCCUGGUUCUUGGCUGACAAAGAGCCCUCUACCACCAGCAGCAGCAGCAACAACAACAACAACAACAACAGCAGCAGCGGUUCCUCUUCAGCUGGCUCCAGUUCAGGACCCCGAGGCAGCCAUGAGAGCCUGAGCAGAGCCCCGACAGGUCCAGGUGUCCUGCAGUACGGAGGGUCCUGCUCCGACUGCACCCACAUCCUAUGAGACCGAGUGCAACAAGUACGUCUGAAGGUCAAGUCAUUUUUAUGAAUGAUGUGUGAACUGCAGAAUGAAAGAGAUGAUGAGAUAAUUAUUUGAAAAUUAAAUGAUUUUUUUUUGUCGUAGCUGUUUAGGGAGAAAAUAUUCCUUUGCACUGGUCCAAUUUACUACAAUCUGAGCUUCAGUGCUGUUAAUCAUGUAUGCUGCCUUUCAUAAGAUCUGUGAUUUUGACUCAGUCUCUAACAGAUUUACAUUACAGCUAUUUCUAAAAUGGCCAGUGUUAGGUCUUAUUGUGACAUUCUGUUACCUAUGGUGAUUUCAAAUGAUGAGCAGCUAAUUUUUCUUUUCAUUUGCCUCAACCAAAGUGCACUUCCUCUUGGAUUUAAAGGACUAUUGGGCAUUAUUUUUAUUUUUACACGUAAAGAGUGAUUACAAACUAACCUAUUAUAAAAGCGGUUAACUGAAUGUGUAAUUUAUUUACACCAUUAAAGACAAAAUGACAGGUAUUGUGUCUUAACACACAUGAUUUUAAACUUGUUGUAUUUGGGAAAAAAUAUUUAAAUUAUAAAAUUAACAGUGGAUGAAGACAUAAUUGUUAAAUUUUGAAUACCUAAAUUUGCAUGAUCAAAUCCUAGAACGCUGUGUACAUAAUGAAGGAAGCCAAGCUUUACUGUCGGGUAACUUCACCCGUGUACUUUUUGUGUACAGUAGGUUUGUUCUCUAUGCUUACUAGCACCAAAGUUUUUUUCUGAAUUUGUAAUGUGGUGUGUGUGAGUGUGUGUGUGAGUGUAUGUGUGAGUGUAUGUGUGAGUGUGUGUGUGUGUGUGGCAGAGAGAGUCAGAGGCAAUGAGCCAUUAAUGGCUCCAAGCUGAUUUGAUGCAUUGAUCUUUGUCUUGAUGCAUUUGUCCAAUACUUCAACCAUGUAAAAAUUACAACCAGUUAUUAUUCAUCCACUAAUUCUGUGAUUUCAUGUUGAGUUUGGCUGGAUUUACACACCUCCAGGAACCGAAAUAACAUAAUGUACUGUAUGUGCACAUAUACAAUAGUUUUAUUCCUCUUUAAAUGGACCAAAUUUGAUCCAAUUGUACAGAAGAUAUCUGAUAUUGACAUGAUCGGGUGUGAUUGUUUUGGUUUAAAAAUGUCUGAAAAUAGUGAGAUAUGUCCCCAGAGCCACGUGACAUAUUUAGACAGCUUUUUGAUUUUAGUCCAACCGACAAUCUAAAACCCAAAUGUUUUCAAUUUACUAUCACAAACGACAAAGCGAAGUACAAAAGAUAUGUUCAGACACGAAGACCACUAGGACUGUUUGUGUUUGUUUGCCCCAAACAGUCAAUGUACAAACUCUAUUAGCUGAAAGUUAGCCAGCAACACAAAUACUGCCCGUGUCUCUGAGAAUGUGACUGCUUUUGUUCAGCUCAGCCUCUGACUGAACUCAGACCUCGCCAGAAUCUCCAGUUCUUUCUGGUUCCUUCUUUCAGUCGCUCUCUCUCCAAUCAACAACCAAGGAGAAAAAAAUGUAAUUUGAAAAAUGUCCAAAUGGUUUAAGUCUAUAUUAUAUUAUAAUUCAACACAGGUCACAAUUGUUAUUAAAACUAGUUCUGUAUGAUAAGAAGAUACUGCUCCUAAUUGAAGCCGCUUUCUGCUUGUUUCAAGAUAUUGUGUAAGCAUGUAUUUAGUGCUGAUGUCUCAUCACUGCAGAGUAAUUAGCGCAGCCGAUUUGUAAUAUGUUAAACAACUGGAAUAACUCUGGCCACUGUUCUAUACGGUCUUGGCGAUGCAGUACGGUUGACCACAGACAUUAAAUAUAUUGUGAAACUGGCCGACAGUUGACUGACACGUAGAUAUUGCAAGUAAUUAAAAUGUAUUUUGCCAGGGUAGAAGCGAUAAACAAAAAGUUAAGUUGUCCAGUCUGAUGCCAUUUAAAGAUGUAUUUGGAAAACCUCCAUAUAUAACCAUGAUCAGAAAACUGGAUUUGGCCACUUGAGCCGUUCAGUGUAAAUCCAGUCAAACCUGACUGUCAUUUGUUUACUGUGCAUAAAAAUAAAAGUAUCAAUUGGGAAAAGAG